Dendronephthya gigantea is the source of this 955-nucleotide messenger RNA. RefSeq lists its product as uncharacterized. The record is from RefSeq and is a predicted model, not a curated record. NCBI's taxonomy places the organism in Eukaryota, Metazoa, Cnidaria, Anthozoa, Malacalcyonacea, Nephtheidae. The coding region runs from base 41 to 955 and encodes 304 amino acids. The transcript has 6 exons. Gene Ontology annotation, molecular function: oligosaccharide binding.
CAAGGGUAAGAAGCCACAUUCCGAUCUGAAGCAGUUUAAAAUGAAAAUGUUAGCGACAGUUUUAGUGUUAACCCUCUUUACAACUCUACAUGCUGAGAAUAAGGACAUUCUUGGAAAGCAAUAUCUGAAUGAAUUAAAACGCAAGCAGAUUGAAGAUGGUCUUACAAGCAUCAACAAUGCUAUUAUAAAAAUCAGCCAUGAUCUUACAAAGAUCAAAAAAGAUGUUCAAAGGCUGACAUGCAAAGAAUUUAAAUCAUGCAAGGAAAUAUUUGAUAGUCAAAGCAAUAAUACCGCAAGUGGUGUUUACGAAAUCAGUGUUGGUUCGAACCAAGUGGAAAGCGUCUACUGUCAGAUGUCGUCAGUCUCAGGUUGUUCUGGUGGUGGGUGGACGAUGGUGAUGAAAAUUGAUGGAAGCAAGAGUACCUUUGGAUACAGUUCUGGUUAUUGGUCGUCCAAGACCACUUACAAUGACAAUGACGAUGGAAGAAACGGAGGUUUUGACAAGCGAGAGUUCAAAGGAUCAGCAUAUUGGAAAACGUCAUUCAAUGAAAUUUGUGUCGCGAUGAAACAUGGUAGUCAACUAAGAGCCAUCUCUUUCUCGUACCCAGCCUCGUCCUUGUAUUCUCUGAUCGCUGACGGCAGGUAUCGUCAAACUCACGUCGGUCGCUCUCAAUGGAAACAGCUCAUCCAAGGAUCAUCUUUACAGCAUAAUUGCAAUAAAGAAGGAUUUAACGUGAACCCUUCCAAUUAUGAUGGAAUACUUCGGUUUGGCAUCCUUGGAAACGAGCAAAAUGAGUGCAACUCUCCCGACUCUUUCCUAGGCCUGGGUGCUGAUGAGCAGUUUAGGUAUUGCCUCCCUGGACCUUCUCUUAACGCCGCCGGCAAUGUUGGUACGUGUUCAUCAGACAACGGAGAAAAGAAUAUUAAAGCAAUGGGAUACAUACUGGUCCGUUAA